AUGCGUGCUGCUCUUAAUAUUCAACCAAGAGUUAUUCAUGAAGAAUUGUACUCUGUUCAUGGCGAUCAGGCUCCUUGUCUUAGAACAGUUGAAAGAUGGUUUCAACGAUUCCGUGAAGGUCAAGUAGAGCUGGAUGAUGAAGCACGAUCUGGCAGACCCAUUGCUGUAACAACUCCUGAUAAUAUCGAACAAGUCCGUCUGAUCAUUGAUGAUGAUUCUCGUGUGACGAUAGAAGAAAUACAAGAGCAAACUGAUCUAACCUAUGGCACUACUCGGCGAAUCAUCAAGGACCAUUUGCAACUUACCAAAAUCACCGCUCGUUAUAUACCGAAGGAACUCACUGAUUUCCAACGGAACGAACGAGUUCGAAUAUGUAAAGAAAAUUUAAGAAAAUUUAAAGAUGGAACGUGGCGUUUAUGUAAUGUGGUGACAGGUGACGAGUCUUGGUUUUUUCACAAGCAAACCGGUCGAAAAUCAUCAAAUGCUGCUUGGGUGGCAAAAGGUGAUGCUCCACCUACAGUACCUCGUCGCGACCGAUUUGCUCCAAGAACGUUAUUUUCCAUUUUUUUCAAAUCAACUGGUCCGCUAUUGAUUCAUCACGUGGAACGAGGCCAAACUAUCGACCAUGAAUAUUAUAUUGACAACUGCUUGCAACCUCUUGUGGAAGAAAUCAAGCACCAACGACCUUCGUACGGUACAAAUCGUAUUCUGCUCCACCAUGAUAAUGGCAAGCCGCAUAUCCAUCAGUACGUGUCUGAUUAUCUUGAAUCGGAAGGUCUUACAAUCAUACCCCAUCCACCGAAUUCUCCUGAUUUAUCACCAUGCGAUUUCUGGCUAUUCGACUUGAUCAAACUAAACUUAAGCGAUCAAACCGAUUCUCAAUCAUUACAUGACGCUAUAACUGAGUUUAUGUACUCGUUGGAUAAGGAAGAAUAUCGAAAAACGUUUGAUAAAUGGAUGGAGAGAAUGCAGUUGUGUGUAGAUAAUCAAGGUGACUACUUUGAACAUUUGAUGAAAUAAAGUUUUUUUCGAUUUGCUUACAUCUCAUUUUCUUUCGAUCACCAUUCUUUUUGUAUGCAUUCAUAAGAAUAUGCGAGAAAACUCGAUGAAUGAUGAGAAAAGAACAACAGAAAAGAAGAACAGAGAGAAAAAUAAUCUAGAAAUGGACGAAAAUAUUACGUAUUACCAAAGUUAAAUUUGGUGCGAUGAUAGUUUUGCUCGAAAUUUGAUCAGUUUAAUGCUAGUUAGAU
Rotaria sp. Silwood1 is the source of this 1250-nucleotide messenger RNA. NCBI's taxonomy places the organism in Eukaryota, Metazoa, Rotifera, Eurotatoria, Philodinida, Philodinidae. The record is from the annotation of a GenBank genome assembly.